Messenger RNA from Magnolia sinica, 1587 nucleotides. Its product is annotated as G-protein coupled receptor 1. Gene Ontology annotation, molecular function: G protein-coupled receptor activity. Lineage: Eukaryota; Viridiplantae; Streptophyta; Magnoliopsida; Magnoliales; Magnoliaceae. The transcript is spliced from 9 exons. Bases 27 to 1052 code for a protein of 341 amino acids. Gene Ontology annotation, biological process: adenylate cyclase-activating G protein-coupled receptor signaling pathway; cell surface receptor signaling pathway. The record is from RefSeq and is a predicted model, not a curated record. Gene Ontology annotation, cellular component: plasma membrane.
UCCCUCUGAGUCUGUUGGGAGUUGUAAUGAAUAUCGUCGGCCAGGCCAUGGUGACAGCGCAGACGGUCGGCAGCCUGACCGUUAAGGAACGGCGUAUCUUAACGGCCGUUAACGCGGGGGCGUCGGCCUUCUCUCUGGGAGGGUCGGCCUUCAUAGUUCUCUGCUACAUCCUCUUCAAAGAGCUCCGCAAGUUCUCUUUCAAGCUCGUCUUCUUCCUCGCUCUCUCCGAUAUGUUCUGCAGUCUCUUCAACAUUCUCGGGGAUCCGUCACAAGGAUUUUUUUGCUUCGCUCAGGGCUAUAGCACGCAUUUCUUCUGUGUGGCAUCAUUUUUAUGGACCACAACCAUCGCCUUCACUCUUCAUCGCACGGUCGUUAGGCAUAAAACAGAUGUAGAAGAUUUGGGGCCAGUGUUUCACUUGUAUGUUUGGGGAACUUCACUAGCUAUGACUGUCAUACGCUCUAUAGGCAAUGAUUAUGGAAGCUUAGGUGCCUGGUGCUGGCUGCAAACUGGAAGAACGGGAAAGGCAGCUCGUUCACCUCGCAACAUUUUACGCACCUCUGUGGGGAGCGAUUCUUUUCAACGGGUUUACAUACUUCCAAGUGAUUCGCAUGCUCAACAAUGCAACCCGUGUAUGUUAUAUAAUUCAUCUGCAAACAUAACUAACAAAGUAAUGGCAGUUGGCAUGUCAGACCGUUCACGACAACUUGAUGCAAGAGCAGACAUGAAGGCAUUAAACAGGUGGGGUUACUAUCCUUUGAUUUUAAUAGGAUCGUGGGCAUUUGGCACAAUCAACCGUAUUCACGACUUUAUAGAACCGGGCCAUGAAAUCUUUUGGCUCUCACUUCUUGAUGUUGGGAUGGCUGCACUCAUGGGCUUGUUCAAUUCAAUUGCUUAUGGGCUCAACUCCUCAGUGCGACGGGCUGUCUAUGAAAGGCUUGAUCUAUGGUGCCCUGAGAGACUCCGAAGAUGGCUACCAUCACACAUAAAGCUCAGAGGUCAACAGCAAGAAGAAAGCGAACUUGUUUUAUUGAAAGUCAUAGACGCCCAAUAACACCGACCAUAUCAUCCAUGUACUUCAAUUACAGUAGAUCACAUUCCCGCUAACAAGAUGCACAUGGAAUGGAGAAAAUUACCAAAACAUUCCCGGUGCUUCACGGCGUCCAAGCUUAAAGUUCUUGAAAUCACAAACAGUCUUAUCUAUCUCCCAUCAGGUCCUUCAUAGAUCCAUGUCUUUUCUCUGAUCUCGGCUUUGAAGUGAAUCGAACUCUUCUGAAGAAGGUUUCAUUGAUGGGUGUAUUUUAUGGGAAAUUUCUAAGAUGAUUCUUGACAAUAUGAAGGCAGAGAACUAAUUGCAAGGUGGAGCGAUCAUUAGUUGUUUGUUGAAAUUACAGAGGUGUGUUUUUGUAGGGUGCUGUAAAGAUCGGAGAGUUCGUGCAGCGAUCUGUUUGUAUUUGUGUUUGGAGUACGAAGUUUGGGAGGAUGUUGUUAAUGAAAAUCUUGGAUUUGAUGAAUGCCAAGUCACAGUUCCAAAAUCAGAUUGGGUAAGCAAUCCUAACCUCUGAUUCAUGAGUACUUGUUUGUUGAAA